Molecule: messenger RNA, 1172 nt
Organism: Pisolithus orientalis
Lineage: Eukaryota; Fungi; Basidiomycota; Agaricomycetes; Boletales; Pisolithaceae
Exons: 5
Coding region: 318-941 (207 amino acids)
Source: RefSeq, a predicted model, not a curated record
CGUGAAUCCAAAAACUGUCUAAUGUGGAUGCUGUAAUUUGGCUGCCUCACUGAUCGGCGCUCGCUCACAGCUCCCUCUGGACUGUAAACGGCUAUAUCACGAUGUUGUCACUUCUCCCGUUCUCUUGCGCUUCUUGAGGACACUGGAUCCCCUUACAUAUGUUCUGGAUCUUUCGUCUUGCACGCCCGCACGGCAAUUUUUAGGCUUCAUUUUUGCAAACAGGUUGCGCAAUAUAUAUUGGGCACUAGUGCGGUUUUCUAGGCCAUCUCCUCUUACCUUCAAGCACUCCUUAAAUCAGUUGCAAGUGUCAGGAGAAAAUGCGAGUCGUCUCACUUGUGAUCGCAGCGUUUGUGGUCGCGAGCGGGGCUCAGAACAUCGGCCCUGGUCCAUACAGCGUGGACGCCAUUCAAGCGUUGUACGGUGCCUCCGUCGCAUCACAGUGCGCGACUACUUGUAGUGCUCUAGCAAACAAGGGCGGCCCAUCGGGCUGUCAAGCAUCCGUAUGUUGUGCAUCGAACUUCAUUCACAGCUACCGUAACUGCCUCGAAUGCAUAAGUGAGGUUCUCAACGGCUCCAGUACCACUAGCAGCACGAAAAGCGCAGUUGACCAGCUAUUGAUGUCUUGUAUUCAAGUGGGUGCCCUGCCUCCACACCCGACGGCGUUUCAAAAUCACAUGAACCAUACCUCAUAUGCUAUGGCAUCUCAGACGGGGUCCCAGUUCUCCCUAACCAAUUCCCCUGCGACUGGGACUGGGGUCGUCACAGUACUCCCUGCCAGCAGUGUGAUCAUUCCCACUAGCCUCUUCUCUCGUUCCCCUACUAUCACUACAUCAGUCAAUGUGACACCCUUGUCGACGAAUGGUGCAGUCAGAACGACUGUUGGCCAGGCUCACAGCGGUAUCGCGUCAGUGCUUGCAUGGGUUAUUCUCCAAACGAUGUGAUUGAUACCUGUGAUGCCUGCACUGAGUCGGACAUGAUACAGGUGACAUUUAUACGAAUCCCUCCUCUCGCCGGAUGUUUGCUUUACAUUAUCACGUUCUUCUAUGGUUUCUCUGCCGUUCGUUGUUCCUCGGGUCCUUGUGGUUUCCUUGACGUUCACUUGUUAUUUGACGGACAAUCAUGCACACUCAGUACUGUUCCCCGUCUACUUAUUGCUAGCUCUGUGCCUAUGA